Molecule: messenger RNA, 1460 nt
Organism: Heterobasidion irregulare TC 32-1
Lineage: Eukaryota; Fungi; Basidiomycota; Agaricomycetes; Russulales; Bondarzewiaceae
Exons: 5
Coding region: 15-1460 (481 amino acids)
Biological process (GO): positive regulation of translation; nuclear-transcribed mRNA catabolic process, nonsense-mediated decay
Cellular component (GO): cytoplasm; nucleolus
Molecular function (GO): mRNA binding
Source: RefSeq, a predicted model, not a curated record
GAAUUAGGUACGGAAUGGAAUCCUCGAAGUCAAAGUUGAAGCCAAAGGAGAAGCGGCAGACGCAGUCGAGGCCCAGCGGACAUGAACGCUUGAAGUCCAUUGUGCGCAGACUCCCCCCAAACUUACCUGAAGAUAUAUUUUGGCAGAGCGUGCAGAGUUGGGUCACAGAUGAUACUGUGAGCUGGAAAGCCUUCUACCCAGGCAAGCUCAGGAAGAAGUUGAACAAGGAGAACGUCUCUUCACGAGCGUAUAUUGCUUUCAAGACUGAGGAUAUCUUGGCCUCUUUCAGUCGCGAAUAUGACGGCCAUAUCUUCAGGGAUAAAACUGGGAACGAAUUUCAAGCUGUUGUAGAAUUUGCCCCAUAUCAGAAGAUUCCUUUGGAGAAGAAGAAAGCUGAUAGCAGAAAUGGCACGAUAGAGAAAGAUGAAGACUUCAUCUCUUUCAUGCAAGUGCUCGAAGCGUCAUCUGCGAAACUUAUAGACACAGAACAGCUCCUGGAUACGCUGAUCGCGUCCACACAACCUGUCCCCAUGCCAAAGUCUACUCCCCUUCUCGAGGCGUUAAAAGCUGAAAAAAGCGCCCAAAAAGACAAGGAAGCCAUUCUUCGAAACCACCCUCACUACAAGGAUGCCGCCGCUCUAUCGAAGAAAGAGGAUGCAAAGAGAAGAGGGGCUGUCCCUGCACCUGCAAAACAAAGCGAUAUACCAUCGGCGGGGUCGAAAAAGGGAUCGAAGAAGGCAACUUCAGCCGCCCAGAAACAAACAAGCUCUUCAACCUCCCAGCCCAAGAACGGGAGCUCCCCGACGACUGUACCUAUGACUGUGAGUAAGGCUCCACCCACCGGGCCAAAGAGUGGACGUAGCGGUCGGCCGCAAGCUCAAGCCCAAGAUACUCAACCUCCUCGGAGUCCAAUCACACCUGCCACUACUGUUGCCACUUCCGUUCCCUCUGCCUCUAUCUCUGCAUUGCCAGAAACCGCUCCUCCUAGUACGGGAAGUGGUGCGACUGGCAGGAGACCGCGCCCUAUCCUUGGUCUGGCGUCUCGACAGUUUGAAGCCGCGCUAAGUGGUGCAGGCGUGUCUAAGCCGAAGCGCGAAAGAGCCGCCGAGAAGGAUAAGGGUAAAGAUAGAGAGAAGGAUAAGGAUAAAGGAGUGGAGAGCCGAGAUCCGAAUGAGGAUGGGGCUAAGGGCAAGGAGCGAGAGCGAAGGAGGGAGGAUAGGGCGGAGGGGAAGUCGACUAAACAAGCUAAAGCGGAAAAAACUCCCGCCGUACCAACUGUUCCGGCGAUAUUGCAUAGAGAAGGAGCAUCGCAGGUAACACCAAGGAUUCUCACCAGACCCCUGGAUGUGGAAGGCAAUGCCGUCGUUCCAACACCACCCUCUGGUGCCGAGGGGACGAGGGGACGGGGCUUUGGAAAGUCACGCGGGCGAGGGAGGGGAAGAGGGAAGGAAACCAGAUGA